Molecule: messenger RNA, 5334 nt
Organism: Sycon ciliatum
Lineage: Eukaryota; Metazoa; Porifera; Calcarea; Leucosolenida; Sycettidae
Exons: 12
Coding region: 1478-4555 (1025 amino acids)
Source: RefSeq, a predicted model, not a curated record
GGUUACAUAAUGUCGAUGAUGAUACAGUCCUGCAGUCGAACUCAGGGCAUCAUGUCGUUCGCACAUUGCGCAUAGCAUCAAGGUUCGAGCCUCAAUCGCAUGUGUAGAAAGUAAUAACAUUGUGUCGUGAGGCUCUACAUCUACACUAUCGAUAGGUAUACCAGUUCUCGCGCGCUAGCUAGCUGCCAUUUGGUCCGCAACAGCUCAUCAGAGCGUGGCGCGGCGGCACAAGUUUUUACUCUUUGGGCUCUAAGUGCAUCUCCUCCAGCUCGCGUGUACUGGUACACAAGUACCGGUAAAGCUCGCGAGGAUAAGAGGCAGGUAAUUGGCUCCCAUUGACUUCGCAACAUGGCGGUCAUGCCCGUACUCGCCUUCUAGAUUCACGCGUAUUCACGCGAGUCUUCUUGAAUCGACCGGCAAUUGAAUUGCAAAAUAAUUGAACGCACGUACGUGGUUGUGCUAGAAUAUGUACAUGUGUUUGCUCAGCAGGCGGCGAGAAGGUGGCAAGUCGAGCCAUGCCGUGGUUCCGGACACACACUACCACCCGGCCCGGUUACUCCACGAACCGGCUCUCCAUGCCAUCCCUCAGCACAGUCUCACUACUACCUUCCAUGUUCCUGUACAGUCAGUUGUAGACUGCUCACGGCAGCGCUUGGACGGCCCAAACGGAUCCCCAGCAGCAAUGAUGGUAAAUUCCACAUCCGGACUGAUGCGGUCUUCCGUACGUCUAUCCCCUCGUGACGUAGCGAUGCGCGCGUGCAGAGAUAUGGACGCAAAAACUGGCUGCAUUGUAUAGCACCGGCACGUGCCCGGUAGAUCUACACAUGGCUCGUUCAGUAGAUCAAGGCAUGCAGAAGUUCAGCAGCGCCGCAGCUCUAGAUCUCGGAGCAAAUCAUGCCCGGCGAAUCCCAGUGUCCCGCCUGUGACGAUCACUCCGAAUAGACGCGGGAUCUGCGGACUCUGAAGCGCAGUGUAUGCGGCGUCCGCCUACCCACGGCCAGACCGACUUCUCACACAGCAAGCGGACAUCGUGGUACCACACCGCACUGCAAACAUGUGUACCACUCAGCUCCACAUAUCACAUCACACGCAUGUAAGGCGACCUGUUUCGCGUAAAGUCACACCUCAGCAUUAGGAUUCGUGUCCAGGACACUGGAAGUGGAAGGUACAGACUCUCGCCCACAGACUACAUGUAGCAGUAGAGAGCUGGAGAUCUGCUGCGCCGGGGAAGCGGCGCUGCCGACCAACGCCAAACUGAGGCUGUGAGAGUGCGGUGGACGGGAGGACUCCGACUAGUUGGUGUUCCUAAACUCCAGUCAGUUCGGAAGUAGAAUCCACUGAUAAAUGCUCGAGGGAAGCGCAGACCAGCGCUCUAGUUUGCUGUUCAAUGGACAGGAAAUGUGUGGUCGUUGCGACGACGGGCAUAUCCUUUUGACAAGCGACGCGGGGCGGCUGUGACUCUGGCUGUAAGGAACACAUGCGCAGGAUGUCCCACUGCAGUUGUGCGGUAGCGGCGCGGCGUAGCUCAGCUGCUACAACAUACAAGUUGCUGAUGUUUUUGUUGCUGUUGGCUCUGCGGAGUUUUCCCUGCAUCCUGGCGCACAGUGAAGGGUCAGUGUGUAGCACGAGCUGCGAACUCCCGCUGCGCCCGCAGCUGCCCGACAAAUGCCUGCUGGAAGAGGUGUGUCCAAUAGGGGAGGCGUCGUCAUCGCCAACGCUAUCCAGUCGUAUCCGUGCCGAGCUGGCAGUUCAGUCUCUACUGGCAGGCUGCGCUGACAAGCUGCAUCCGGUCGGCAAUAACUACGAGGUUCACGGGAUAUGGACGCCGGGAUUGUUCCGUUCGCCCGGCACCGAGCGGCGUGUGUCGCUGGAACUGCAGCAUUUGAAGCCGGAGCAGCCACUCGACCGGCCCAUCGUCAUAGCGAUACUGGCCGACGUCGAAGACGUGGGCAACAUGACCGUGGAAAUCGACACCAGCUGGUUGAACGUGACCACGCACAGUCUGACCAUAUUGGUUUCCCAGGGCAUAACCCUCUGCCAUAGUGGGCGACAUGCCGUGGAGAUCAUCAGCAAUGCCAUGCGGAAGCCGUCGGAAGCGUUCAGGUGGCUGUGGAACCGCCAUGGUCUGGUGCAUACGUUUGUUGCAGGACUCAAUCGGCACCUGGACUCCAAUAUUGAUCACCUGACCAUACAUAUUGGAAACGGUUAUGACCCGAAGGACGAUUCGACACCUACCUGGUCCUGUAACAAUGUGUCCAAAUCACACGGAGAGCAAGAGAUGGAACUGAAGCUGUUGUCAUUCUUGAGCAUUCGCCGACUGUCACGCGUCCGAAAUGCCAAGCCGGCGCAAACAUUCACCGGAUGUGCCAUCCCAGCAUCCACGGCCACGCAGUGUCCCACGUACAACAUUCUUCAGUCGACCAAUCGUCACCUGUUUGUCCUCGAGGUGGCCGCGCCGUACGAUCCGAUGCGUCCGGCCGUGAAAACAACUGACCUGUCCAAGAAGCUGAUUGUGGAAGUGGACAUUGUGGCUCGACUGGCCAAGACCUCACACCACAUCACAGUCAAUGUGGUGUUGAUAAACCGAUCGCAAGAACCUGUCCACUGGGACAUUGGUGGAUACGGUCUCACCAACCAGUCAACACUAGUUAUCAAGCUGACGGGAGGAAAAUCCACGGUGUCAUUCGGCCCGGCUUACAAAGCCAAGUUCUCCGUAGACUGGCUGCCCGGCCACUACCACUUGGUGAAGGGCCAUCAGCUGUUGGAUAUUCUCCAGAGAGACCUUCGCACUACACUCACAGCGUAUGGCAAAACGACACAUGCUGAUCUGUUUGAGCUGUUUGUGCCUGACACUGGGCAGGAGGGGGCGGCGGACGAACGCUGCCAGGAGACGUACGCCAAGCAGCCCACCACGUGUAGCCAGCUGCACAGCACGGUUCAGGCGCAGUGCGACGGCGACAUGUUCACGGUCGCUGUGAGCCUGCCCGGAGUACAGCGGUUAGGCUGGAACACCGCUGGUAUGACGGUGACGCUGGGCGAGCAGCGAGAAUGCAAGCUAGAGGCGGUGCUGCAGGGCGUCGGCACUGGCGGUGGCGGCGGCGGUGGCAGUGGCGGGGACAAGAGAGUUCUGUCGUUGAGCGUUGGCCACGCCAAGUGCGGCAUUGUCAAGCGAGACAAGGGUGUUCUCAAGUCUGAGAUCGUCUUCAGGAAUGUGAGGUGUCCAAUUGAGAAUUGUCCGGAUGGCAACGGCGGUGCUGGUGCCGGUGAUGAAGUCAAUACUCGGUGUGGCGAGUAUCGUGAGAACUACCGAGUGCCCGUGAGGUGCAGCCUGGAAAAACGGGCACUCAAGACGGGCCGGCUGACAGCGUACCGGAGUGAAAAGUUUUUGACUCCGCACAGAUCAUGGGCAGCAGCACGGGUUGGCCAGAGAGUCUACUUUGAGCUGGACGCCGGUGACAAAGUGUCAAAGCGAGGUCUAAUGGUCUAUCCAGUGGAUUGUAAAUUCCAGUCAUCGUCUGGCAGUCCAAGACCAGUGAUCCAGAAUGGUUGCCACCAUCCUGCAAACGCAGGCCGUAAGGCCAGUGAUAUCACCACAAUCCUCACUCCACCGCCGGACAACAGGGUGUUCCGCUUCAGUGCAGUGCUGCCCGGGCGUGAGAGUGGUGGCGCAGGCAACCAGGGAGAACAGAGCGGGGAUAACAACCCCAUUGUGCAGCUGGUAUGCACUGUCGUACAUUGUGCCGUCCAUACCAACACCACUUCGCACACUCUUUGCGAGCGCAUCCAUCGUAACUGCAUAAACUACGGCGAGCCGGACUAUGCCCUUUUGGAGGCAGAGGUUGCGGUUAAAGCCUCUUCCAGUCUCUUCUACAUUCCACCACCAUCAUCACCACCACCAUCAUCAAACUCCUCUUAUGGCAACAUGGGCACCGCCAUACCAACUCAAACAAACCAGGACAACCUCCCUGGCACAGCAGCACCAUCACCAGCAGCAGCAACACAGUAUGACGACACCGCCGGGGCUACCGGAAUGCCCUCUCUAUCCGUCUAUACUGAGGUGUUAGGUAGUGGCCCAACAACGCGUGCUAGUGAAGAUGACGAUUCACAGCCGACAGUCACAGGGUUCUCUACUCUCCUCCUCUCAGUCGUGACGGUAUCCGCACUGAUGCUGGGGAGUGUUGCGACCCUCUUUGCCACCCAUCUGCUAAGAAAGCGCUCAGCCCAGCAACACGUUGCUAAGGAGGAGCGACGUCGCCAUAGCAACCUCAGUCACCAUGAAAACCGUUCGUUGGCGGGCCAGCAGAGAAGGGGUAGCGCACGGGAGCAGAUGGCAGCCGGGGAGAUGCAUAGCCAUCAGCAACAUCAACAUACUGAUGAUCACUACCAUCAUCAUCAUCCAAAGCUGCAAAGCCAUAAAGAGAUAUCAAGCUUAGCGAGGUCGGCAUCCACUGACACGUCUGUAUUGAGUAGCUCCGGGAACCGCUCCCUGUCCAUUGCUACGACAACAACGUCUGUGCCGGCAGCCUCGUCUUGUAGUGAGGCGGAGAGCUGCUGACGCCAAUACAAAAAACAAGUCACAAGGUGCAAUGGCCGCCAGUCUUACCAUCCUGUAUCCCUUACCUUCCCUUCCCCUUCACGCCUCACCCCCUCCACCACUGCCAUGUAAACGGCUGGUUUUAUUUUGUCCAAUUUCAUUCUUGAUUACUUGAUAUGACCCCGUCGCUUGACUGGCGUACUGAUCAUUUCCUCGCCGCGACGGCAUUGAUCCGUUGAAGCCUAGCCCGUCGCUGACAAUUGAAACUCCUAUGGCCAACUGCAAGUUCUAGCUUGAAUAGACACCGCGCGGAGCAGUUCUGUUCGAUUUUAUUCCUGACAAUCACCUUCACACAGUACACACGACUGUACGCACAGUGAGCAACACUAGUGGACGUAGUAUGAACUGUACACUGCUGCUCUGUUGCUAGCUGACUUUAUCCCCGUCUUUGUACUGUCGUGGACAUGGAAAUCCGGUCGGAGGUCAAGCGACCCCAGGGUGCUGGCCAUGCAGCCGUGAGUACGGAUGCGGAACAACCAGUGCACAGUGCGCGCAACGUUCUGUAUGCAGUGAGGGUGCACUCGACUGGAUUUCCACGUCCACGACAGUAUUUUAGCUGGUUGUGUACUGUUGUCGCAUGCCCAAUUCUACUGGCCUUGGUCCUCUACUACGUACAAUGUACAAUGUAUAUGCCAUGGCAACUUGAAAUGUUUUUGCUCUCACCAGUUCAUAUGUUUGCGAGCCUGUGGUGAAGCGAACAUCCAUGAUCGAUUUUCGUAUCUUUGACCAGACUCUCUGAA